Messenger RNA from Sorex araneus (European shrew), 525 nucleotides. It is a transcript of the gene GHRH, whose product is annotated as growth hormone releasing hormone. Bases 102 to 422 code for a protein of 106 amino acids. Gene Ontology annotation, cellular component: terminal bouton; perikaryon; extracellular region. The record is from RefSeq and is a predicted model, not a curated record. NCBI's taxonomy places the organism in Eukaryota, Metazoa, Chordata, Mammalia, Eulipotyphla, Soricidae. Gene Ontology annotation, biological process: adenylate cyclase-activating G protein-coupled receptor signaling pathway; positive regulation of growth hormone secretion; positive regulation of cell population proliferation. Gene Ontology annotation, molecular function: neuropeptide hormone activity; growth hormone-releasing hormone receptor binding; peptide hormone receptor binding. The transcript has 5 exons.
GCCACGGAGCAGACCGGACGCCAGGGCACCCGGGAGCCGGAGCGACACCUGGGAGCAGAGAGAGAGAGCGAGCCUGCCGUCUCGGAAGGACAGAGGGCAAGAUGCGGCUCUGGGUCUUCUUCCUGGUCACCCUCACCCUGGGCGGCGAGUCCUGCUGCUCCCCACCCUCCCUGCCCCUCAGGACACCGCGCUACGCAGACGCCAUCUUCACCAGCAGCUACCGCAAGGUGCUGGGCCAGCUGUCGGCCCGCAAGCUCCUGCAGGACAUCAUGAGCCGGCAGCAGGGAGGGCGGAGCCAGGAGCAGGGAGCCAAGGCCCGGCCCGGCCGUGCGGUGGACCACGGGUGGGCGACCCAAGAGCAGGUGGCACCGGACAGCAUCCUGGGGGCCCUGCUGCGGGAGCGCAGGAACCCCCAGGGAUGAAGACCCAUCUGUGUUCCCUCUGCAGCUAGACGCGGCUCCACUCUGGGUCGUCCUGUUUCAUUUCUGUCUCCUCCCCCAUUUAUAGAUACAAUAAAAAUCCCCC